Messenger RNA from Macadamia integrifolia, 786 nucleotides. RefSeq lists its product as uncharacterized. The record is from RefSeq and is a predicted model, not a curated record. NCBI's taxonomy places the organism in Eukaryota, Viridiplantae, Streptophyta, Magnoliopsida, Proteales, Proteaceae. The transcript is spliced from 2 exons. The coding region runs from base 1 to 786 and encodes 261 amino acids.
AUGGCGGAGGACAACAAGAAGAUUAACGGAAUGGCGGCGAUACCAACCAAGAACCUCCUGAGGACGUCAUCCGGGACAUACUUUCAAGGCUUCCGAUCAAUACUGAGGAUAACAUCUUCCUUUGGAAUUCUUCAACCAGAAGGCAUCAGAAGCUACCCAUUACACCUAGAGGCAUUCUCAACGCAUUCUACAUUGCCUAUUACGGAUUCGGUUACGAUCCCACCACCGAUGAUUACAAGCUGGUUAAGGGUUUUGUUGUCGUACAGUAAAGAUGACGACUCUUGGCUUUCGGAGGCGAAGCUCUACUCACUUAGCACCAACUCAUGGAGAAGGAUCGGGUACAUGCCUUUCCUCCCCAUCGGACCUCGACACCAAUGUGGGGUUCUUACAAAUUCUACUGUACAUUGGGUUGCAAAGCGCAAUACAGGAAUCAGGGGAAUCACUGGACUCGACACCGCUCCCAGUGUGAUCGUUUCCUUUGAACUUAAAGAUGAGAAGUAUCGAGAGGUUCCACCGCCCGACUUUGUGGACGAUAGGUUUUACCUGAUCAUUGGAGUUCUUCGGGGACAACUCUGCAUGUUCUGUGACUUAUUCCCGGACUGUGUUGAGUUGUGGGUGAUGAAGGAUUACAGUGUGAGGGACUCUUGGGCGAAACAGUUCUCGAUUGGGCAAUCGCUGAUAGGGCUUUUUACUAUAUCGGACCCAUAUGCUAUUCAAAGAAUGAUGAAGUUUUAUUCAAGAAAGCAUCAGGAGAGAUGUUCCUGUUUCUGUAUGAUCCCCGUAUAG